UUUAGUGUGUUGAUAAUAAGGGAGACUUCAGUAGGGUACGUUCCUCGCAAUUUGCUGGAGGUUUGUUCCUGGGACACCGGGAAGCCGAACUCGAUACUGUGUAACGUGUCUGUGACACUAUAAGCUUCAAGAAGAAGAAGCAGCCGGAGUUAAUGAGUUGAAGAACAACAAGUUACCAUCAUGUACCGUGUUCUGUCAUCAAGGACGUGUGAAUUGUGUACCAAAGCAUCAUUGCUGUUUGCUGUUAGGUGCAAACCAAGAAAUAUUCACCAAUAUCCUCAAAUACUCUAUGGGUCAUUUCCUGUACAGAGUGAUCUCCCAGUUCAACUUUCAGGAGUGUCUUCACAUCGCAGUUUAAACACACAUUGUUGGCUGCGGGACAGGGACAAGACAGUGAAUGUGGAUUUUUCACAAGAUCCCAAGGUCCAAGAGUGGUUAAAGGAGGUGCAAAGUGAUAUUGCAAAAGAAGGAACUCAGAGUGAAUUUAACAAAUAUAGAGAUCAUGAUAUUAAGAGUGAAACUUGUAUAUACAAAGGGACUCUAAGUAAUGAUAGUGAUUUAGAAGAAAUGGAAAGUGAAUCAACCAUAAAGACCGUUGGUGCUUCUGGAGAGACUGGAGAACAUUUAGAAGCCAAGCUAUCAACAAAUAAAUGGACCCAGCACAUUUAUCAGAAAUACAAGAAGUUUGAUGGAAGUUCAUUUGAAAUUAUAUACGAUUAUGAUGAAGAACAAUUACGAAGAGAGGAAGGAUUAUUUAAAGAAGAAAUAAAAGAAAAAGAAACUGCUUUAGAACGUGGCAAAACUGGAGUAUUUGAUGUAGAAGAACUGGUAGAUUUCCUCAGAGAAGAAAAUGCUAAGGAUAUUGCAGUCAUUCACGUUCCUCCAGAUAUAAAGUAUGUUCAAUAUCUGGUUAUUGUUUCAAGUCAUUCUAAAAGACACACCAGUGCCUUGGCUCAGCUUCUUCGUAAAGUUUACAAGCGGAAAAAGCAUCCUCAAGAUCCACCAGUGAUUGUAGAAGGAAAAGGAUCAGAUUGGAUAGCAAUGGAUAUGGGUAACAUUGCUUUGCAUAUCAUGAAACCUCAGCAGAGAGAAAUCUAUAACCUGGAGACUCUGUGGACAGUUGGUCCACAGUAUGAUGAGCAAUGUCAGGAGAAAGAAGAGAGUCUCAUGGACAUGUCUGAUCCUUUGGCUGGAUUCACAGCAUCAACCCUUCCUUCUGAAAAUAAAUCAGUGUAAAUGCUAGAUGUUGCUUUUUCUAUGACAUUAAUUUUAUUUUCUGUUAUGCAUUAUUAAUUUAGGCUUCAGAUGUUUUGACUCUUCACUUUCUAUUUUCCAGCUUUAAUAAAAAGUUCAGUUUAGUUUUAAUUUGUUCAGUGAACUAUACUGGAAUGUUUGUGACUACCAUUAUUGAGUAAGCGAGAGAUAACACUCCAGUACUUAUUCAAUGUAUAAAAGUUAGACUUGGUUUGAUAACUAGAUUUGCAUUAGUUAGAUCAUAGAAUAAUACAGUAUAUAAUUUUAUUUAACACGUAUAAAGUUAGACUUGGUUGAUAAGUAGAUUCAUUUUAAUAGAACCAUAGAAUAAUACAUGAAGCGGACUUGAUCCAUUUCAUCACAGGUAUAUCCGAUCAGCACUUCAUCCACAAUCUUUCCAUUUUCAUUAUUCCUGGACAAGUGGCUCUGCCCAGGAACAACAAGCAUACACACUUGCAUACUAUCAUCAUUUGGUCUCCAAUUUUUCUGUGGACUUAGUGUUUAUUGUCAUUAAAGUAUAGUGUACAGUGUUAUUAACAGUGUUGCCAAGAAGUGUGUGAACUUGAGUGUUAAGCAGAAAUUUUAAUUUCAGAAAUUUGAUUUUGCCUCAUUGAAAAGACUAGUUACUAUUUUUGUCCAAGCUUGCCUAUAUAGUGGAUUUUUUAUUAUAAAUUCAUUUGAAAAAAUGCAUUCAAAAUCAAAUAGCAUGUGAAAAGGACUUCACAGUAUGUGCAAUUUGAUUUUGGAUGCACUUUCAAUUGAAUUUAUAAACAAUUGCAGUACGUAAAUUUAUUUAUUCCAUUACUUUUCCCGCUAGUUAUCCUCAGCCUUUUAGUGCUUUAUGGCCCAUAUGGCUUUCAAGCCAUAUUGGUCAUGUGUACAGCAACAUUGGGGGUAACUCAAGGACUGCAAAGUGACUGAAAAAAUCAAGUUCUUUGUGAGGUUAGAGUGGGAGUAACGCAGCUCAACCGUAACCAUUUUUCCCUUAUAAUUUUCUAUACCUGUAUCCACCAAUAACCAAACUGUGAAACCAGGUACUGUAUUUGAUACUGACACGAUGAGGAAAAUAACACCUGUGUAAACACUUAAGACAUUUUGUUAGGAAACAUCUUGGUCCUGGGACUUUGUUCAUUCCUAUGAUAGGAGAGAACAUGGUCUCAGGACUGGCACAUUUCUUAAUGAAAUGAGCCAAGUGUUUGCACACGUGUCCUUGUUUUAAUAAACAAAUUGCAAUAAUUG
Molecule: messenger RNA, 2493 nt
Organism: Cherax quadricarinatus
Lineage: Eukaryota; Metazoa; Arthropoda; Malacostraca; Decapoda; Parastacidae
Gene: RsfS312
Product: ribosomal silencing factor RsfS-like protein, 312
Biological process (GO): negative regulation of ribosome biogenesis; negative regulation of translation
Cellular component (GO): mitochondrion
Molecular function (GO): ribosomal large subunit binding
Source: RefSeq, a predicted model, not a curated record